UUGGUGUUGAUAAAAGCAGACCACACUCAAAAAUCUUUGAUUCACCAUUCCAUUCUUCUUAUUUUCAACAUGAUGGAAUCCUCAAUAACCAUUCUUCCACUUCCUCAUUUCUCUUUUCUGAAACAUAAACCCCAUGGCCAUGGAACCACAGCUAUUGGAGCUUUUCCAUUGUUUAAACAAUGGAAGCAUACAUCAUCUCACUGUCACAGGACCACUCUUCUGAAUUGUCAAAAGAUGUAUGUCCCAGGAUUUGGAGAAGCAUCACCAGAAGCCAAAGCAGCAAAGAACCUCCACAAUUUCUUUACAUAUGUUGCUGUAAGGAUAGUCACUGCACAGCUUGAGAGCUACAACACAGAGGCACAUAAGGAGUUGAUGGAAUUUCUGGAAACACACUCUUUGAACGACGGUGAUAAGUUCUGUGCAGAAUUAAUGCGUGAAUCAUCGAGACAUAGAAGCCUAGCCAUGAGAAUAUUAGAGGUUCGAUCUGCAUACUGCAAGAGAGAUUUUGAGUGGGACAAUUUGGAACGAUUAGCUAAAAAGAUGGCUGAUGAAUCUAACACAAGACUUAUGAGGGAUUAUGUGUUGGAAACAAGCCAUGUAGAAAGUGAAAAAUGAAUCUGAUGGAUAAUACGUUAAACGUUAUAUAAGAUCAUGUCUAUUUACAUGUCAUGUAAUGCAAGCUAUUAGUAUCAUUUUACACUUCAUUCAAAUGAUAAUAACAUGUUGCAAAGUAUUUACACAAGUUGAUUACAUAGUACAUACUUGUAUG
Molecule: messenger RNA, 769 nt
Organism: Cynara cardunculus var. scolymus (artichoke)
Lineage: Eukaryota; Viridiplantae; Streptophyta; Magnoliopsida; Asterales; Asteraceae
Product: chaperonin-like RBCX protein 1, chloroplastic
Exons: 6
Coding region: 70-615 (181 amino acids)
Biological process (GO): ribulose bisphosphate carboxylase complex assembly
Molecular function (GO): protein folding chaperone
Source: RefSeq, a predicted model, not a curated record